UGCAGAGGGGAGACCCGCUCAGCUUUUCCCCAAGCGUGCUGGCCCCGUGGGUCCUCUCCCCACCUCCCUCCUCGGACUCAUUCACAAGUGCCGGCUUCCUGGGUCACGUGGGGCUCGGCUCGGCCCAGCCCCCUCACCCCCUGCCUUUGCCUGUGGCUCUUUAAACAGCGUAGUUACCGGAGAUUCACCCGUAGCGGGAGAGAAGGGGAGGGGAACCCGCGGAGAGAGGAGAGCCGAGGGUAGGAAGAGAGGAGCGGGGAGACACUUUCCCGUCUGCUCGCGCUGGAGAAGGGAGUGACUGAAGGGACUGAAGCGGGAAGGGACAGGAUGGCUUUGGAGACCCCGCCCGCAGAUCCCCAAGACAGGGAGAGGCUCUAGGCAGAGUCGGGCUGGUGAUGGUCGGGGCUGCUGAGUGCUCCCCGAGGCCCUGACCGCCCUGCGCCACGGCCUCUGACCCACACCCAGAAGUUCGCCUUCGCGUGACUCGGGAAGCGCCGGUCGCAACAAGGCUCUUCUGCCCGGCUCUGUGGAGCAGCCUAGGGUCUGGGCUGCCUCCUUGGACCAGGUCUGAUGUCCAAAUAUCAGGCUGCAUAAGGCCAGUCCAGCCACUUCUUCAGACACUGACGGAGGAAGACCACAGGAGCAUGAAGGUCUGCUUUGUAUCAGGUGUACUUCACACACUCUUCUAACCCAUAUAAUGAAGCAGAUGUUAUUCUCCUCAUUCUACAGUUCAAACCCACCCAGAGGCACCUCAGAAGAAAGACCUGGCCAUCUAUGUCCAGAAAUCAGCCCCUGAAAACCCUACGGAGCACAGGUCUACUCUGACGCACAUGAAAACACACCAUGAGUCAGAAUCGACGGGACGGCAGCUGAUUUUAGGAGCGCUCCUACAAGCCCAGCACGUACACCUUUCGUUUACUCUUCACAGUGGUCCGUUUUGAUUGCUCCUGUUAUCAUCCUCAUUUUGCAGGCAAUUCUGCACAGACCCCAGGAUCAAAGAGGCCGCCCUGGAUAGAAACUACAGGAGGGCUGGGAUUGCAUCUGUCUCAUUCACUGCUGUAUCUCCAGCUCCCAGCCCGAGCCAAACCAGUUACUGUUGAGUUGACUUCGAUUCAGGAGGACCCUAUGUGUGUCAGCGUAAAACUACUCCAUAGGAUUUUCAGGGCUGUGACCUUUCAGAAGCAGAUCACCAGGCCCUUUCUUCUGAGGCACCUCUGGAGGAUCCCGCUAUGGCUGGCGAUUCUAGGAAUGCUAUGAACCAGGAUAUGGAGAUUGGAGGCAAUCCCAGGGACCCUAAGAAGAUUCCCAAACAGGCACGUGACUAUGUGCCCAUUGCCACAGACCGCACUCGCCUGCUGGCAGAAGGCAAGAAACCCCGUCAACGGUACAUGGAGAAGAGUGGCAAAUGCAACGUACACCACGGGAACGUCCAGGAAACCUACCGGUACCUGAGUGACCUCUUUACCACUCUGGUGGACCUCAAAUGGCGCUUCAACCUGCUGGUCUUCACCAUGGUCUACACCAUCACCUGGCUGUUCUUUGGCUUUAUCUGGUGGCUCAUCGCUUAUAUCCGGGGUGAUCUGGACCAUGUGGGUGACCAAAACUGGAUUCCAUGUGUCGAAAAUCUCAGUGGCUUUGUGUCUGCUUUCCUGUUCUCCAUCGAGACUGAAACCACCAUUGGGUAUGGCUUUCGAGUCAUCACAGAGAAGUGUCCCGAGGGGAUCAUCCUCCUCUUGGUCCAGGCCAUCCUUGGCUCCAUCGUCAAUGCCUUCAUGGUGGGGUGCAUGUUUGUCAAGAUCAGUCAGCCAAAGAAGAGAGCAGAGACCCUCAUGUUUUCCAACAAUGCCGUCAUCUCAAUGCGGGAUGAAAAACUCUGCCUCAUGUUCCGGGUGGGUGACCUCCGCAACUCCCACAUCGUGGAGGCCUCCAUCCGCGCCAAGCUCAUCAAGUCCCGGCAGACCAAAGAAGGGGAGUUCAUCCCCCUCAACCAGACUGACAUCAAUGUGGGCUUUGACACCGGGGACGACCGUCUCUUCCUGGUGUCACCGCUCAUCAUCUCACAUGAGAUCAACGAGAAGAGCCCUUUCUGGGAGAUGUCCCGGGCUCAGCUGGAUCAGGAGGAGUUCGAAGUUGUGGUCAUUCUAGAAGGAAUGGUGGAGGCAACAGGCAUGACUUGCCAAGCACGGAGCUCCUACAUGGAUACCGAGGUACUCUGGGGCCAUCGAUUCACACCAGUCCUCACCUUGGAAAAAGGCUUCUAUGAGGUGGACUACAACACCUUCCAUGACACCUAUGAGACCAACACUCCCAGCUGUUGUGCCAAGGAGCUGGCAGAAAUGAAGCGGGAAGGCCGGCUUCUCCAGUACCUCCCCAGUCCCCCCUUGCUGGGGGUCUGUGCUGAGGCAGGGCCAGAUGCAGAGGCUGAGCAGGACAGAAAGGAUGAGCCUGAGGGGCUGAGAGGACCCCUGGAGACCAGGGGCUCAGUGUGACGGCUGCAGUCACCCCACAGGCUCCCUUCACUGACUCUAAGAGCACAGACUCUGCAGCACCCAGGAGGGUGAAUUAGCUGAAGCGUGCUGUUUGGGGGCCUCAGAAGCUGUAGGCUCUGUGGCGAGGGACAGUAUAUCUGGUCCUCACACCCACCCCCCAGCUCAGUACCUCCCUGGGCCCACCAUGGCAAUGCUGCCUCUUCUCCUCAGCCUCUAGCAGCUCUGGCUAAGGAUCAUGCCAGGUUUCCCCCACAAUGAAAGUUACAGGGUGGCCUCUGUCCUCACACACACCUCUCUGCCAUUUGAUCUUGGGUUGCUUCCCUUCUUGGGUCUCACAAACCAGCUAGUGGCCCAAUCUAGGGGCUGACACCAGAGAAGGUCAUCACCACCCUCUGAAGUGAAUUCACAGGGAAGUGAUUCUACCUGCCUGGGGGCCCAAAUCUCCAGGGCAGGGGUGGGCUCCCAGCACCCUUCAUGGGGUAAGACCUGUCCAAGUCAUGUGGGCAAUUCCUUUUAAACCUGGGACCAGCCACCAUUUAUUGAAAGCUAUGGAGUACAAGGCCCCCAGUGACCUCUAUCAUUAUCUGUGAAAUGGGUGCUUUUUCCUCUGCUGUGUUUUGUGUCCAAUGUAACCUCCUGGAUACGUGAUCUUGUUAGAGUGACUCAGAUCCACUGCACAUGGAUGAAUGUGGCCCCACCUAAUGAGACAUUGUCAUCAGUAACUUCCCGGCCCCUUCCUAGUCACACUGUGCCCUGCAUCUUCCACCAAAGGGAGUCCUUUUCUAGUACUUUUUUGUCCAAGAAUCUCAAAGUACUUCCAACCUUCACUGUGGUUUUCUUCCAGAAUCCCAGAGUGCCUGUGGCGUGAUCCAGGGAGAAAGCUGAGCUUCAGAGGGCAAGAUGAGCCAGUCAGUACUGGAACAGGGAGGCAGAGAGGAAGGAUAGCAACUAAAACUAAAAUAAGCAUCUGCACAAGUUGUUUCCAAGAACCUGUCACCUCAGGGUUCUGCAUGCCUCUGUUAUCAGGCACAUAAUGGGACGGAGCAAAAGAGGGCAGUGGUGGUCUCUGAGCUUCGCUUUCAAACCCAGGCGGGACCACAGGCAGGGCCUGGUGCUGAGGAGCCCACAGCCUUCUCCUCCUACAGGCAGUGCUCUAACAAGGUGCGUAGGCCUGGGGAGCAAGGAGGGGCUGCCUCCUCUACUUGGGAAGGGUGAGGGUAAGCAGGAACCUGUGGGAGAAGUGGGGAGGGUAGAACGUAAGAGAAGAAGAGUAGAGAAGAGCCUUUAAAACAACAGCUUCAGGCAUGGGAGAGUAGGGAUUAAUGCUGCAGAUUAUCCUGUCCCUGAGUCGAGGCUGGCGUGUAGGAGACAGAGGCUUCUGAUUAGCCAGUCUAGACUUGAAGAGAAAUUUUAAAUAAUUUUAAAUAAUCCAGAAUUCUGUUGAGCUCACUCACAAUUUUCACAGCCCUCAACUGGGCUUUGAAAAUGGGAGCACUUUCAUGGCCCAGACAUGAAAUGCCUUCCCCAAGGACCAAUAGCAAAGCCACAAUGGGGUGGAAAAUUAAGAUUGAGGAACCUAAAACCGGUUGCCGUUGAGUUGACUCUGACUCAUGGCAGCUCUGUGUGUGUUGGAAUAGAACUGGGUUUUCAGUGGCUGAUUUUUCAGAAGUAAAUCACCAGAUCUUUGUUCUGAGGUGUCUCUGGGUGGACUUGAACCUCCAACCUUUCAGUGAAGAGCUGAGCGCUUAACUCUACCUGGGGACUCCUGGUAGAGGAAAGGGAAUUGCUUUUUGUCUCUCAGGCCCAUUUCCUCUGAAACUGAGAUUUUUAGGUCCUAGGGUGGGUGAGAAGAGAAGAAGGGCUACCUGGGGUGGGGAGCUGCCUGUCUUGGGCACCCACGCUAAGGGCCGUGUAUCCUUGUGCUUGGGCAGAUAGGCUGGAUCCUGAGGGGUAGAGUCAGUGAAGCAGUGAGGUACCUUAAGGGUCUUCCAGCCAGGGGCAUGGCGCCGAGUCCUGGUCCAGGCAUCCCUGUGUGGUGAAGAGGUUUUGGUGGGAAUGGGGAAUGAGGCUGGGAUCCAACAUCAAGGGAAAGGGACACAGGCAGGCUAGCAGCACGCGGUGGGGAAACUGCAUGCAAUCAAGAACGUAAGGCAGGGAGCCCACCACUGAGAAUGAAUACCUGGGAGGAAGGUGGGUCGGGGGGAGGCGGAGAAGCUACAGUUGGAACUCUCAGGUGGGUGCCCACCCUCACCCCAGCCAAGCCAGAUCAAAGGUUUACACAAGUAGGACUAAUCCAGUCCCCUUGGAGGGUCUUAGCUUCCUAAGCCAGAACUGGUCAGUGCUUGCCAGUUACAACCCUCAUGAGGCAGCCAAGCAAGGAUGGGAAAGCCAGAGCUGCAGCCUGGAUCCUUUGGCACCCCUGCCUCCAUCUGCAAUCCUGAAACAUCAUCCAACUGGCUAUGUGACCCACUCUCCAGUUCUCUAACUACCUGUGGCCUCUGUGAGCCCAGGCCAUACCACAUCUCUCUCAGCCAAUGAUAGAAGCUAUAGAGACUAGAGAAGAGAGAUUAAUACAGUCCUAUUCUAAAGUUCCCUGAAAGGCCAGUGCCCAUGUAUACUGGGAUUAAUAUAUGACUAGUUAGUCAGAGGAAACCCCGGUGGCAUAGUGGUUAAGUGCUAUGGCUGCUAACCAAAGGGUCGGCAGUUCGAAUCCGCCAGGCACUACUUGGAAACUCUAUGGGGCAGUUCUACUCUGUCCUAUAGGGUCGCUAUGAGUCGGAAUCGACUCAAUGACACUGGGUUUGGUUUGGUUUAGUUAGUCAGAUACUAACCCCAAUGUGUACAUUCCUUGCUUUCUCCAUGGAAACUCAAAUGUAAAAAGACCACCCUUGAUAUUCCAAGGGAAUUCUUGGUGACCAAUCAAUCCAGCUAAAGUUUGAGAAGUCUUGAAAUCAUCUUCUGGAAGUACUUGUAUAAAUGUGGACUUAUUAAAUGUAAAGUCUGGUAAGGGCCAGAGUUUCUUUGGUCCACUUUUAAAAAAAUCAUUCUUAUGUACAAACAAUUGUAGGUUCUAAUCCUCAAUUGCACAGCUCUGAGCCUAUCCCAUACCUCUGGGGGACACAGAGAGCUGAGCCAGACUUCAGCACCUCAGACUUCAGCACCUCCAAAGUUCCAAAGCGCUAUCUCAUGUCAGAUCCUGAAAGCUUUGGGAGCUAACUUCCAGCUUAAGCUUCCAUGUCAUUCCUCUUGGAAAACUUACCCUGCAAAAGAGAAGUCCCCAGGAACACAGAAGAAGGCAAGUUCCCACUAGUUCUCCCCUCUCCAUCAACCUGACGUCUGAUAGGUGCCGGACGCUGUCGCCCAAAGAAUCUUGUUCCGAGGCCAGGGUAGGUUGAGCUUUGCCCCUGACUCUACCACCCAGACCACACCUGCUGGUCUCCUGUGUGAUUAGAGGGCCUUUCCCACCAUUUUCUUCUGCUGCUUAGAUCUUGGCUUGAGCCAUUGACCUUGAUCAAGUAAGAAGAGCCCUUGUCUGUCUGGGGAGAGUCCUCUCUGCUUAUGAUCUGUAUACAGCUGAGUAUCUUCUUUCACAUACUGAUUCUAUGUCCUGCCUUCCAGCACGUCUCCAACAUAGAUCUCCUGUCAGAUGACAGCCAGAGAAACUGAAAUUGUUUUUAUUGGAGUGGCCACACAAACAAAAAUAUCCCCCUUACCUUCUAAGUUCCCACUGAGUCAAGUUGAUUCCAACUCAUAGUGAUCCUAUAGGACAGAGUAGAACUGCCCAUAGAGUUCCCAAGGCUGUAAUCUUUAUGGAAGCAGACUGUCACUUCUAUCUCCUGCAGAGCGGCUGGCAGGUUUGAAACAACAACAUUUUGGUUAGCAGCCAAGCCCUUAGCCACUGCACUACCAGGACCCCUGCACCCUAAAAACAUCUCUGCACCAGUGUAUGUGCUCUGCCUGCUAGGCUUCCUCUUAGAUCCACCAGCUACCUUCUCCCCUGGCAGGAUAAUUGGGGAACACCUUUUUCUGAUUCCCAGGGAGUUAAUGAGCUGUGAAAAGCGAUUAGAUGGAGAGGAACCGCUUUCGGGAAGAAGCCACUUACUCUGCUCAGUUUGGUUUUUUGCUCACAUCUCCUUAAGCUGCUGCAUCAGAUCUCUCUAUGUCAGAUCUGUCGAUCCUCUUAUUAAAAAGAGCACCAUUGCACAGCUGAAAAUUCAUCCAAGACACUGGAUUUGGUCUCACAGAGUCUUUCAUCGUCUUAAACAGAUGGCCCCUGGCUUUCCAUUCAAAUCUACUGUCAGUUUGCACAAACUUGCCCUUCUUGUUUUUUAUUAAUCUAAAAUCACCAUAUCAGCUGAGACUGGUGUUGAGGCCAGAGGAUGCUGAAAACAAGUGCAGAGAAUUUAAGCAAUAUGGAUUCUCACAUCAGAUAAUUUAUUUCCCUCAAAAUAGUUUUCUUACACUCUUUAAUGUUAAAUAUCCAGAGCCUGUAUUACUAGGUAAGCUUGAAUAACCUUAAAAAAUACUGACUUUGGGGAGGCCCUGGACUGGCCAUCUGCAUUUAUGGCAUUAACUAGAAAAUGACGCGGAACACCCAACAAUGGUGAAGGGCAGAGGAAAGAAGCUGUGAUAUUUCAAACUUGCAAAGAAUUUCGGGGUUGUUCUUGUUAAGACCAAAGGUUUCUGUUGAAAAUGUCGUUAGUUUUAAGGAUUUAAGAUUGGCUUCUUUCUGCAUUAGUCAAGCCAAUGGGAAUUGAAGUGGUCAGAUUUACAAAAGAGGUUAACUGAGAUCUCUUCAACCAUUCUGAAACAAAACCAGGGCUUUGUUUUACUUGUUGUGUUGUUGUUAGGUGCCAUCAAGUCAGUUUCAACUCAUAGUGACCCUAUGCACAACAGAACAAAACACUGCCCGGUCCUGCACCAUCCUUAUGAUGCUUGCUAUGUUUGAGCCCAUUGUUGCAGCCACUGUGUCAAUCCAUCUCAUCAAGGGUCUUCCUCUUUUUUGCUGACCCUCUGCUUUACCAAGCAUGAUGUCUUUCUCCAGAGACUGGCCCUUCCGGAUAACAUGUCCCAAGUACAUGAGAUGAAGUCUCGCCAUCCUUGCUUCUAAGAAGCAUUCUGGUUAUACUUCUUCCAAGACAGAUUUAUUCAUUUUUCUGGUAGUCCAUGGUAUAUUCAAUAUUCUUUGCCAACACCAUAAUUCAAAGACAUCAAUUCUUCUUUGGUCUUUCUUAUUCAUUGUCCAGCUUUCCCAUGCAUAUGAGGAGAUUGAAAAUACCACACUUUUGGUCACGCACACUUUAGUCCUCAAAGUGACAUUUUUGCUUUUUUAACACUUUAAAGAGGUCCUUUGCAGCAGAUUUGUCCAAUGGAACGUGUCAUUUGAUUUCUUGACUGCUGCUUUCAUGAGCGGUAAUUGUGGAUCCAAGUAAGAUGAAAUCCUUGACAACUUCAAUCUUCACUAUCAUGAUGUUAUUAUUGGUCUAGCAGUGAGGAUUUUUGUUUUCUUUAUGUUGAGAUGCAAUCCAUACUGAAGGCUGUAGUUUUUAAUCUUUAUCAGCAAGCGCUUCAAAUCCUCUUCGCUUUCAGCAAGCAAGGUUGUCUCAUCUGCAUAUCGCAGGUUGUUAAUGAGUCUUCCUCCAGUCCUAAUGAUACAUUCUUCAUAUAGUCCAGCUUCUCAGAUUAUUUGCUCAGCAUACAAAUUGAAUAAGUAUAUUGUAAGGAUACAACCCUGAUGCACAUCUUGCCUGAUUUUAAACCACACAGUAUCCCCUUGUUCUGUUUGAACAACUGCCUCUUGAUCUAUGUUCAGCUUCCUCAUGAGCACAAUUAAGUGUUCUGAAAUUCCCGUUCUUCACAAUGUUACCCACAACUUGUUAUGAUCCACAAUCAAAUGCCUUUGCAUAGUCAGUAAAGCACAGGUAAACAUCUUUCUGCUAUUCUCUGCUUUCAGCCGUGAUCUAUCUGACAUCAGCAAUGAUAUACCUCAUUCCACGUCUUCCUCUGAAUCCAGCUUGAAUUUUUGGCAGUUCCUUGUUGAUGUACUGCUCCAACCAUUUUUGAAUUUAGACACCAUCUCAAGAAUAGAUUUGACUCAUUGAACAGUCCCAGUUAUCCAGUGCUGCUAUAAGAGGAAUACCACAAGUGGGUGGCUUUAACAAAGAGAAAUUUGUUUUCUCAUAGUUUAAGAGGCUAGAAGUCUGAACUCAGGGCGCUGGCUCUAAGGAAAGGCUUUCUUUCUCUGUUGGCUCUGAAGGAAGGUCCUAGUCUCUUUGAGCUUCUGCUCCUGAGCGAUUUUCACGUUGCUUGGCAUCUCUCUUCCCUCAUCUCUGUUUCCUUGCUUGCUUGUUUAAUCUCUUUUAUAUCUCGAAAGAGAUUGACUCAAAAUACACUCUACACUAAUCCUGUCUCAUUAACAUAAAACUCUUUCCCUAAUGGGAUUAUAACCACAGGCAUGGAGUAGGAUUUACAACACAUACUUUUGGGGGAUGUAAUUCAGUCCAUAACACUAAUGACUGAAGAUCAGACGAAUUGUGGGAUGACAUCAUGAGUAUCAUGCAUGAAGAAAGUAAAAGGCCAUUAAAAAGACAGGAAAGAAAGAAAAAAACAAAAUGGAAGUCAGAAGAGACUCUGAAACUGAAUGGAAGAUUUCAAAGG
Loxodonta africana (African savanna elephant) is the source of this 9146-nucleotide messenger RNA. RefSeq names its product potassium inwardly rectifying channel subfamily J member 5 (gene KCNJ5). The coding region runs from base 1230 to 2489 and encodes 419 amino acids. The record is from RefSeq and is a predicted model, not a curated record. Gene Ontology annotation, cellular component: plasma membrane. NCBI's taxonomy places the organism in Eukaryota, Metazoa, Chordata, Mammalia, Proboscidea, Elephantidae. Gene Ontology annotation, biological process: potassium ion import across plasma membrane; regulation of monoatomic ion transmembrane transport. The transcript has 6 exons. Gene Ontology annotation, molecular function: G-protein activated inward rectifier potassium channel activity.